ACCCCCACUAGCCAUGCCAUACUCCUCCCCCCUAUAAAUCUCCACAUACCUUUCCCCUUUUUUACUCUAAACCGUUAAGCUUGACAACCUUCCUUUUCCUCAAAACCACCAUGAAACUCCACUUCCUUUCUCUACUUCUUCUCUUUUUUUCUCUAGCCCAGGGAUUGAACCCCAAGUGUAGCACCCAAGACCAAGGCUCAAACCUUCAAGUCUUUCAUGUUUACAGCCCAUGCUCCCCAUUUAGGUCAUCCAAGCCACUCUCAUGGGAAGAGAGCGUGCUCCAAAUGCAGGCCAAGGACCAGGCUAGGCUUCAAUAUUUGUCAAGCUUAGUGGCUGGGAAAUCUGUGGUGCCAAUUGCCUCUGGCAGGCAGAUCAUUCAGAGCCCAACCUAUAUCGUUAGGGCCAAGAUUGGAACCCCAGCCCAGACCUUGCUCUUGGCAGUGGAUACUAGCAAUGAUGCUGCUUGGGUUCCUUGCAGUGGCUGCGUUGGGUGUUCCUCUACUGUUUUCGACUCUGCUCAAUCUACAACCUUCAAGACCCUUGGCUGCCAAGCUCCUGAGUGCAAUCAGGUACCCAACCCCACUUGCGGUGGAAGCGCGUGCACAUUCAACUUGACCUACGGCAGCUCCUCCAUAGCAGCAAACCUCUCGCAGGACACUGUCACUCUGGCGACUGACUCUGUCCCUGGCUACACCUUUGGUUGCAUUACAAAAGCCACAGGCAGUUCAGUGCCUCCUCAGGGGCUUCUGGGCCUUGGCAGAGGACCAUUAUCUCUUUUGUCACAAUCCCAGAACCUAUACCAGUCAACUUUCUCAUACUGCCUUCCUAGCUUUAGGUCUCUCAACUUUUCUGGGUCUUUGAGGCUUGGACCCAUUGGACAGCCCAAGAGGAUCAAGACUACACCAUUGCUCAAAAAUCCUAGGAGAUCAUCUCUCUACUAUGUCAACUUGGUUGCAAUUAGGGUUGGAAGAAGAGUUGUUGAUAUUCCUCCUAAUGCUUUGGCUUUCGAUCCAACCACCGGCGCUGGGACCAUCUUCGAUUCCGGAACUGUAUUCACCCGGCUAGUGACGCCGGCCUACACGGCUGUCCGCGACGAAUUCCGAAAGCGAGUUGGGAACGCGACGGUGACAUCUCUAGGUGGAUUUGACACAUGUUACUCAGUACCAAUAGUAGCGCCCACCAUAACAUUCAUGUUCUCCGGCAUGAACGUGACAUUGCCACCAGAAAACAUACUGAUUCACAGUACAGCAGGAAGCACGACAUGCCUGGCCAUGGCAGCUGCACCAGAUAACGUGAAUUCGGUUCUGAAUGUGAUAGCCAACAUGCAGCAACAAAAUCAUAGGAUACUUUUUGAUGUUCCCAAUUCAAGGGUUGGUGUGGCUCGAGAGCAAUGUUCUUGAUUUAUUGCUUUUUUUUUUUUUUUUUUUUUUUUUUUUCUAAAUUUGAAGAUGUGCCUUGUGAUGGUAAGAGGCUUCUUCUUUUGGUUGUGGUUGAUGGGAUAUUUCAUAUUAUUAGGACUUGUUACUGAAUCUUAGGGCCUUGUUGGGAAAUUUUCUACAGGGAAUGAAAAAUAAAGAAUAAUUUCUUCUUUGUUA
Molecule: messenger RNA, 1595 nt
Organism: Manihot esculenta (cassava)
Lineage: Eukaryota; Viridiplantae; Streptophyta; Magnoliopsida; Malpighiales; Euphorbiaceae
Product: aspartyl protease AED3
Exons: 3
Coding region: 111-1400 (429 amino acids)
Biological process (GO): proteolysis
Molecular function (GO): aspartic-type endopeptidase activity
Source: RefSeq, a predicted model, not a curated record